Messenger RNA from Rubroshorea leprosula, 3405 nucleotides. Lineage: Eukaryota; Viridiplantae; Streptophyta; Magnoliopsida; Malvales; Dipterocarpaceae. The record is from the annotation of a GenBank genome assembly.
GAUUUUUUGACAUUUGGUAUCAAAGCUUAUUCCCAAAAAAAUUCCAUGGCUUCCGAAAAUUAUGUCCAGCCCUCAAUCCCUCAUUUUGAUGGUCAUCACUACGACCAUUGGAGUAUGUUGAUGGAGAAUUUUCUCCAGUCCAAAGAGUAUUGGACCAUUGUUGAAGCUGGAGUUCCAGAACCAGUGGCAGGUGCAAAUGAUGCACAGAGGGCAGAAACUGAGAAGGAAAAAUUGAAGGAUAUCAAGGCUAGGAACUAUUUGUUCCAAGCCAUAGAUCGGGCUAUCUUGGAAACAAUUCUUAACAAGUCUACUUCCAAGAAUAUUUGGGAUUCCAUGAAGAAGAAGACGAUGGCUAUUGCAAACAAGAUGAGGAUCCAUGGUGAAAAUCUGGAGGAUGUUGCUAUAGUUGAGAAAAUCCUUCGCUCUAUGACAACAAAAUUCAAUUAUGUUGUUUGUUCAAUUGAGGAGUCAAAUGAUAUUGAGGCACUUUCUCUUGAUGAGUUGCAGAACUCAUUGGCUGUAGGUCGAGGAAAAGAAAACUGGAAAGGCAAACCAAGAUCUGGCAGACCGAGAUCUGACAAAUUGGAGGAAAGUUCAGCCACUGGAAUUCAGAAGAGGUGGCAGAAUAGAAAUUAUCAAGCUGUAGAUAACAGAUCCAAAUCUGUAGGAAAGGCAAAUAUUGAAUGCUUCAGAUGUCAUAAGUAUGGCCAUUAUCGUUCUGAGUGCUAUGCUAAUCUGAAUAGAGGAGAAAGUUCCAAUUUUGCAGAACACAAUGAGAAGAAUGAUGAUUCCUCUCUAUUCAUGGUCUGUCAUCCUAAAGAAGUCAGCAAGAAGAAUGUGUGGUAUCUGGAUACUGGUUGCAGCAAUCACAUGUGUGGAGACAAAUCUGCGUUUUCAAAUUUGGAUGAGUCUUGUCAAGACAAGGUGAAAUUUGGUGAUAAUUCUACUAUUGCAGUCAAGGGAAGGGGAAAGCAGAAGAAGAUGGUAAAUGGUCUUCCUCAUUUUGAUUCUCCUUCAGAAAUUUGUGAAAUCUGCAUGGUCAGUAAACAGCAUCGUGACAGCUUUCCUAAAGACAGAUCUUGCAGAGCAAAGCAGACCAAGUCAGAAGCCUUAGCAGCCUUUAAAAAUUUCAAAGUCUUGGCUGAGAAUGAGGUUGGCAGAUCUGUAAAGGUUUUGUGUACAGAUCAUGGUGGUGAGUUUAAUUCAAAGGAAUUUGCAGAUUUUUGUGAGUCCAAUGGCAUUAAAAGGCAACUCACAGCAGCCUAUACACCUCAGCAGAAUGGUGUCUGUGAGAGGAGGAAUCACACAAUCAUGAAUAUGGUGCGAAGUCUGAUGUCAAAGAGCGGCUUGCCUAAGGAGUAUUGGCCAAAAGCUGUUAAUUGGAGUGUUCAGAUCUUGAACAGAAGUCCCACAUCUCCACUUCUAGAUUUGACGCCAGAAGAGGCUUGGAAUGGACGUAGACCUGCUAUUGAUUACUUCAGAAUUUUUGGGUGCAUAGCAAAUGCACAUGUGCCAGAUCAGAAAAGAAGUAAGCUUGAUGACAAAGGGGAAAAGUGUAUUUUCCUUGGUGUUAGUGAUCAGUCCAAAGCUUACAGAUUAUACAAUCCUUUAACCAAGAAAGUCAUCAUUAGCCGUGAUAACUCAGAAGGUCAAACUUCAACAGAUCUCGAGGUUUCAAGACAGACAGUUGAAGAAAGUCUGCCUACAGAAGUAGAGUUCAAUACUGGAGGAAGUCUGCCAACAACACUAGAACUGGAAUCUGGAACUAGUUCCAAACCGCAACGUAAAAAGAGAAUACCAGCAUGGUUGGAAGAUUAUGAGGUAACAGAUCUACCUCAAGAUGAUGUUCCAGUUAAUCAUUUUGCUUUAUUUGUAGAUUGUGAUCCAUUGACAUAUGAAGAAGCUAUUAAAGAAGAAAAGUGGCAAAAAGCCAUGGCAGAAGAAAUUGGUUCUAUUGAAAGGAACCAGACUUGGGAGUUGACAAAUCUUCCAGAAGGGCACAAAACAAUUGGUGGUUACAAGCAAGAGUUUGGCAUUGAUUAUCAAGAAGUUUUUGCUCCAGUUGCAAGGAUGGAUACCAUUGGAUUGGUGAUUGCAUUGGCAGCACAGAACUCAUGGCCAAUCUAUCAGCUUGAUGUGAAAUCUGCCUUCUUACAUGGAAAUCUGCAAGAACAGGUAUUUAUUGAUCAACCUCCUGGUUAUGCGAAAUCUGGUUUUGAGCAUAAGGAAGUUCUGGACAAAUUUCAAAUGAAGAACUGCAAUUCUGUCACUACACCAGUUGACAAAGGUGUAAAGCUCGUGAAAGAUCCAGAGGCAGAUCUGUGGGCAGCAAACUAUUUUGGACUAUUCUACAAAAAGGGUGACCAGACAAAUCUCGCAGGCUUUACAGACAAUGAUUAUGUUGGAGAUCUGGAUGACAGAAAAAGCACUUCUGGGUUUGUUUUUAUGUUGGGAUCUGGUGCAAUUUCAUGGUCUUCAAAGAAGCAGCCCAUUGUGACUUUGUCCACAACAGAAGCGGAGUAUGUGGUAGCAACUUCUUGUGCUUGUCAAGCUAUUUGGUUAAGAAGAAUUAUGGAGGAACUUGAGCUGAAUCAACAUGAGGCCACUUCAAUUUAUUGUGAUAACAGUUCAGCCAUCAAACUUUCUAGAAAUCCAAUUCUACAUGGGAGAAGCAAGCAUAUACAUGUGAGCUUCACCAUAUUUUACGUUGCCAAGGAAGAAGCCAACUGUACCUUCAAGCCUGUGGGUUCUGUCAUACAAGAACCCAAAAUAUAUCAGUUCCAGAAAGGACUGGCUCAGAAAUUCGGUCAGCCUGAAGGCGACAUAAACCUCAGCGUAUUUAAAUCGGUUGAAACUUUUAAACACGGAGGGGGUGUUUACCCACUUGUUAUCUCUGCAGAAAUAAGUUUGUCAUCUUCCUGCUCAGUGCCUCUGCCUAUCGCAACUUCUCAUGGACAGAUUACUCAAGCUGUUCUGGAGAAAAAUACAGAGGGCCAUUUUCAAGUGAAAGUAAUGAACCAGAAAUCAUGGUGGCAUAAGAUAAGUACUAAUAAUGAGUCAAGGGAUGACAUUGCGGAUACAGAUGUUCCUUUAAAAAAAAGAAAGAUAUCAAAGCCAGCUGGGGACGAAGCUUGCAAUACUGGCUUUAGAACAAAACGUAUUAACAGUAAUUUGAAGGGUGCAGAUUUCAUUUUCAACAACCUAGGACCAACUAAUAUUGUCGAAUGCAUGAACAUAGGCCCUGGUGCUGGUGGUAGAAAUGAAGGCAAGAAAGCUGGAAGUAUCAACGACAAUAGGGGAUGUGUUAGUUUCACAUUAUAGUUGUUAGACGUAUACUCUUAAAGGUAAAUGUAUUUAUUCUUUUCACAUACAUACUUUUAUACUUUAUAAAUUAUUAAAUACAUG